AUGCUCUGCCGCAGAACCCGACCAGGAAAUCAAGGUUCCUGCCACUUCCUCCGGCUCGGCGAAUGGACUCAUAAGCUGACCACGGGGAUCGUCGGGAUCGGCUUCCUUGAAACCUCGUACCUUACCUACCUGAAGCUCACCAGUUCCGAAGCAUUUUGCCCUAUCGGUGGUUCUCCCUGCGGUGACAUACUCAACAGUGAUUACGCGCUUAUUUUCGGUGUUCCUCUUCAUUUGGUUGGGAUGGUGGCGUAUGGCUUGGUUGCGGCGCUUGGUCUGCAAUUGACCACAAAGAAGAUGUUGCCUUUUGGGAUUGGCAGGUCCAGCUUCCAGCUCAUGGUGUUGGGAACCACUACCUCCAUGGCAGCUGCUAGUGCCUAUUUCUUGUUCAUUCUCAGCACAAAAUUCUCUAGGUCGACUUGCUCAUAUUGUUUACUUUCGGCAUUCUUGUCUUUCAGCGUUGAUGGUGGCUGA
Messenger RNA from Arachis stenosperma, 471 nucleotides. RefSeq names its product thiol-disulfide oxidoreductase LTO1-like. Gene Ontology annotation, molecular function: oxidoreductase activity. The coding region runs from base 1 to 471 and encodes 156 amino acids. The transcript has 2 exons. The record is from RefSeq and is a predicted model, not a curated record. NCBI's taxonomy places the organism in Eukaryota, Viridiplantae, Streptophyta, Magnoliopsida, Fabales, Fabaceae.